CUUUGUGUUUAAAAAAUGCACAAUGUUCACCCAAAGUUUAUACAUAGGUACUUAAUAAAUUGACUUCGCUCAAUCUGUAACUUUGUUCUCAAGAUUUCACGUUAAGGUGGAGGGCGGUAAGCGCAAAGCGCGCGGCGCGGGGUGAUGCCGGUGCGCAAGGGGCUGCUCGCGCCCCAGAACACAUUCCUCGAUACCAUCGCCACACGCUUCGAUGGCACACAUAGCAAUUUCGUGCUCGGCAACGCGCAAGUUCCAUCUUACCCCAUCGUGUACUGCUCCGAUGGGUUUUGCGAGCUGACAGGGUGGGCGAGGGCACACAUCAUGCAGAAAGGCUGUGCCUGCAAGUUUCUCCACGGGCCCGACACGCACGAAGAGCACCGCCAUGAGAUCGACACCGCUCUUGAUUCAAAGCACGAACUUAAGCUGGAACUCAUUUUUUAUAAAAAGAACGGUACACCGUUUUGGUGCUUACUCGAUAUCGUUCCAAUUAAAAAUGAAAAACGAGAAGUCGUUUUAUUCCUUGCCUCAUUCAAGAAUAUCACCAACACCAAGAUGGCCGCCAUGAACACUAAUGAGGAGUUCGACAGCGGAGCCGCAGUGCAGCCUUCGGCUGGCGUCGUCACUCUAGCGUUAUCCCCAUUUGUACCCGCAGCGGCACUUUUGGGCGCCCGGUUCCGAGCUGAAUCUAGUUGCCUACUUCCAGACCCGAAUGGCAAUCUUGACCCCGAAGCGCCCUCGCCCGCGAACAUGGGCAGGCGGCGCUCCAGGGCGGUACUUUACCAGCUUUCAGGACAUUAUAAACCAGAUAAAACGAAGAGUAAACUUAAACUCAACAACGUUAGCAAGAACCUCCUACAUUCAUCUGACCCUCCGUUGCCUGAGUACAAAACAUCAGCCAUAAAAAAGUCAAGAUUUAUUAUUUCACAUUACGGAAUUUUUAAAACCUUCUGGGACUGGCUUAUACUUAUAGCCACAUUUUACGUUGCUGUUGUGGUACCUUAUAAUGCAAGUUUUGUUGAUGAGGGCCAUCCAAGAAUUAGUGUGACCAGUGACGUUGUCGUAGAAGCACUUUUCAUUAUAGACAUUGUACUUAAUUUUCGAACGACAUUCGUAAGCAAAAAAGGAGAAGUAGUGUCAGAUUCAAAAUCGAUAGCUCUGAAUUACAUCCGAUCCUGGUUUGUCGUGGACCUCCUGGCCGCACUUCCGUUUGACCUACUUUACGCUUCGGAUGUAUACAGCGGGGCGGAGUCAACGCACGGAAAUGUUCAUCUCGUUAAACUAACUCGAUUAUUACGCCUUGCUCGACUGCUUCAAAAGAUGGACCGAUAUUCUCAAUAUUCCGCUCUUAUUCUGACUCUUUCAAUGUUAUCAUUCACUUUAGUCGCGCAUUGGUUGGCUUGUAUAUGGUUCAUUAUUGCGGAAAAGGAAAUGGAACAUCAUAAGAAUGAAACUUGGGAUUUGGGAUGGCUUAACAACCUAGCGGAGCGCCUGAAAGUGCCGAUUCUGAACAUUUCCCAUAGCGAGAGCUACGUCACGGCACUCUAUUUUACAUGUUCCUCGCUCACAAGCGUGGGCUUCGGGAACGUCUCUGCUAACACAUUGCCUGAAAAAGUUUUCAGUAUACUGACAAUGCUCGUCGGAGCCCUCAUGCACGCCGUGGUUUUUGGUAAUGUAACGGCCAUCAUACAAAGGAUGUACUCGCGUAGGUCGAUGUAUCAAAGCAAGUGGCGUGAUCUUAAAGAUUUCCUUACAAUUACCCAAGUACCAAAGGAGCUCAAGCAACGUAUGCAAGAUUACUUCCAGACAAUGUGGUCGCUCAACCAUGGCAUUGAUAUACACGAGACUCUCAAAGAAUUCCCAGAGGAGCUGAGAGGAGACGUUUCGUUACAUUUACACCGGGAGAUAUUAUCGCUUCCGAUAUUCGAGUCAGCUUCGCAGGGCUGCCUCAAGCUGCUCUCACUGCACAUUCGUAACAAUUUUUGCGCUCCUGGGGAAUAUCUCGUCCACAAAGGAGAUGCUCUCACUUAUAUUUAUUAUAUUUGCAACGGUUCAAUGGAGGUCAUGCAAAACGAUAUGGUUGUCGCUAUCCUUGGCAAGGGAGAUUUAGUGGGUUGUGAUAUGAAUACCCACCUACAGGCUUACAAUGGAACAGGCCCUGCCCAGCCUACUAAUCCCGAUGUGGUCGUCAAAUCAAGCAGUGACGUAAAGGCCUUAACUUACUGUGAUUUAAAAUGCAUAAAUAUGGGUGGGCUGGCAGAAGUUUUACGACUAUACCCAGAAUAUCAGCAAGAGUUCAUUCAUGAUAUACAGCACGACCUCACAUAUAAUUUACGUGAAGGCUAUGAGGCUGAACAGGAAUCUGAUGCAAAUGGACAUCCCUCAUUGACACUUCCCUCUAUUUCCGAAGACGAUGAAAAUGCCGCUGAAGAACAUGCUCUUUCACCUAAAAAAACAAUAUUGAGUUCUAAUAGUCCACGUCACAAAUUCAGAUCAGACGGCCAACAGCGCCUCUCACACAGAGAAUUACGAGAGAGAAUUGAAAGACAGCGGUCUGUAGCAACGCCAAAGAUUACACGGGCUGAUUCUUUGGAAGGUUUAAAUUUAGAACGACAUAACACUCGCUCGUCAGUUGAUAGGCUCGACACACAAGUAUCCAGUUUACAUCAUGAUGUUGCUGCACUUAGUAUGGAGGUUAGAAAUGCAAUUCAAGCUUUACAGGAAAUGGCAGGACCGGUGUGGCAUGCGGCUCAUUCAAAUCCUAACCUACAAUGGAACACUCCGCCGAAUCAAUUGGCUCGGAGUUGCAGUCAUCCUCCCGAUGUUUUCUGUUGGGAUCAGCAAGAGCGGCCGCUUAGUCCUGAACGACCGAAAAUAAAUCGGAGCACUCAGACGGAACCAUUCUUACACAGCGUAACACAAUAUAUAAUGGAACAUCCAGCAACAGUGAUGAUGCUCCUGGGCUUGGACUCGAUGGCGAAUUUGACACCCGUCAUGGCACCAACGGUAGAGUACUACGAUCCACGGAGCCGCCGCCCGAGCGGUCUAGAACAGAUAAUCGAAUCAGAAAAUGGAAGUCAAACUCCGUCCAGUGCGGCCAGUGAUAAAGCCGAAUCAAUACGGAGUCCGGGCGGAAGUAUACAGGAACUAGAUUUACAACCAGAAGUAAAAAGAUUGAUAGAUAAGGAUAAAUGUCCGACUUUAAAACGAAACAGGUACUCUACAAGUGAUCUUUGUGAAGUGACCGAACGAUUGCUACCAGCGAAAUCAUCGCAUCCGAGCACGUACAGUCUUAAAAAUAAUUUUAACAGUAAGUGAUUAUAAUUCCAAUCUGCUCAUUAGUCAGUAGUCUCGAGUGGACUCUGUGUUAGUAAUGUUACUUUUAAAUUUAAUAGGAUACAUGUUUGCUGCUUACAUUCUGUUACUAAGUGAUUGACGGAAAACUUCUUACACUAUCAACGAAUGACUUUUUAAUUGUUGUAAUUCUUCGCAUCUUACUUCGCAUUUUGUACAUAUCAAGUUACUUAUGUGUAAUGAUUUUUAGUUGGUUAUUAGUAAGUCAUUGUUUCUCUAGUCACGGGGUAGAAAAUAAGAAAUAUCCAAAACGAUUGCAUAUCUUCAAAAAAUAGGUCAUAUUAUACAGCUGCAAUGGCUCCAUUAUU
Molecule: messenger RNA, 3659 nt
Organism: Nymphalis io (European peacock)
Lineage: Eukaryota; Metazoa; Arthropoda; Insecta; Lepidoptera; Nymphalidae
Product: potassium voltage-gated channel subfamily H member 8-like
Exons: 16
Coding region: 145-3315 (1056 amino acids)
Biological process (GO): potassium ion transmembrane transport; regulation of membrane potential
Cellular component (GO): membrane
Molecular function (GO): voltage-gated potassium channel activity
Source: RefSeq, a predicted model, not a curated record